Biomphalaria glabrata is the source of this 1844-nucleotide messenger RNA. RefSeq lists its product as uncharacterized. The record is from RefSeq and is a predicted model, not a curated record. The coding region runs from base 680 to 1546 and encodes 288 amino acids. Lineage: Eukaryota; Metazoa; Mollusca; Gastropoda; Planorbidae. The transcript is spliced from 2 exons.
UUUGUCAUAGGUUAGUAAACAACGCCUAGGUAACAGCUAGAUCUAGGUGUUGUUUCCAGUAGAGGCCCUAAACUGAAGUCUAUCUAAACAUUCAGCGAAACAUUCGUACUUUUACUUCAUUUUCGCCAAAAAGCUUUUACUUUAUAAUAAUAAUUUUUUUUUUUUACUAUUUUUAAAUUAACUCGACACAUUUUAAACAAGAAAGAGAAAUAUUUGUGUGCACUAGAUCUAGUUCGAAUAGUAUUGCUCAUAACAACAGUUGCAAUACAGCCUCCUUUGACUUUAGACUGUCAUCUCACACACACACACACACAACCGCUGACAUCGAUUUGUUGUGCGAUAUUGCGCUGCGCCGCUAAUUGAGCGAUUUUCCAGCGUCUCCGAGAGAGUUAGAAGCAACGCAUUGAGUUUUACCGCCUCCCAGAUUAAUCUCUAGUCUUCAAAAAGUCUCCUAACAGAAGGAAUUGAUAAAAGAAACUAGAAAAGAGCGCCAAAACAAAAGAAAAUGAAGACGUCUGCUGGUUGGAUUUGAUAGUCAUCUCCUCGGUUCUGAUUUCUAAUUUCCUGGAGUAAUCGGGAUGAUUAAAGUCUCUUUAAAAAAGGACCAAAAUUAAAAAGAGCUUAAAUAAUAUACACAUUAAAUAGUAAUAGGAAGGGAAACAACUCUGCCAUAAGUAAAAUGUUUGCAAUAUUUCAAUUUACCUCCCCUUAUGGCAGUUUGCUCUGCAUCGUUAUAGCACUAACUUCACUGACUCUACACACUUUAUCGGGGCAACCACCAACGAGGAAAAACAUUUUAUCUAUACAGUCAAUAAAAAGAUGUCUACACAACGAGAUAUAUCCCGACAAUCUUUCUGUAACACAUGUCAGGCCUCCUUCCGGGAUUUCCCAAACGACGCCCAGAGACUGCCGAAGCGUUUUCAGACACCUUCUGAUGAGUUAUCGCUCUUACGUUUCAGCGAAACCAUCUCUCCAGAGUUCUCCACCAUUACGAUACGACGUCCAUAGUGAAACACAGAUUCCUAACUUCCACAUCCCUGUGGAUCUACUGCACUUCUUUUUAGGCUUUGGUUUGAGUCCCGAUGACGUCGUCCAGCUGAGGAUGACCAGCAUGUGGACAAUGUUCAAUGAUAUCAUGAGAAGCGGCGAAAGGCGUCAGCAAACAGUUCAACCCUUGGAAGCCAACGGCGAAGGUUUUUCGGAACAUGUUUUCUGGGAUACGCCUUUGAAACGAAAGCAUUCUACGACUAUGGUUCCCGUGAUUCCGUCAAGUUUCUUAGCCAAAAACAGAAGGAAGAGAGACGUCGAACACAGCGUUGAAAGCUCGGGGGACUUUGAGAUAAAAAGACGCGACCUGCAACUGACCAGCGGCGCCCAGAAAAGGGCGUACGGCUCGUGGUACGACGUCAUCCGCCAGAGGCGGCACCAGGUUCUGUCAGUGAACAACGCCCUGGCCACCCUAUCCGACAUGCUGCUGGAGCACCGCAGAAACAGAUUGUUGAGGAAUCGAGAGAGGUUACGUUACUACAUGAUGAGAGAGGGUUAAGGCGCACAAGGCUCCCUACGCCACACACAGCACAGUGAUACAGCAGCCCUAACAACGGAGGCGUAUAACGUCUUCUGAUUGCUAAAACUUUAACAAACUGAAUAGUCGGAUGAAGGUUUCUUUUUCUUUUCUGAACAGGAUUCUAGUAUCACAAGAAAUAACAACGAAAUUUAAAUUGUUCUCUUCAUCAUUCAAAAAGAAACUUAUUGUUAUGAAUAUGACAUUUUAUCUCUACAAAAUUAUGAUAGUAAAAUGAGUAUAAAUUAUCUAAUUUUAUACACACCUGAAAUACACGAUA